Messenger RNA from Frankliniella occidentalis (western flower thrips), 2416 nucleotides. RefSeq names its product homeobox protein lin-39-like. Bases 345 to 1664 code for a protein of 439 amino acids. Gene Ontology annotation, biological process: regulation of transcription by RNA polymerase II. Lineage: Eukaryota; Metazoa; Arthropoda; Insecta; Thysanoptera; Thripidae. The record is from RefSeq and is a predicted model, not a curated record. Gene Ontology annotation, molecular function: RNA polymerase II cis-regulatory region sequence-specific DNA binding; DNA-binding transcription factor activity, RNA polymerase II-specific. The transcript is spliced from 3 exons. Gene Ontology annotation, cellular component: nucleus.
CCGACAACCGGGGUCGCUGCUCGAGAAAUGUAUCGUAAAAGCGUGAAUCGCGUGAAUGUACGUCGACGUUUACUUCCGUACCUAACUGUCAAAAGUUUUGUGGUGUUUGUGUCAUGUUUCGUGGUUCGCGCUAUCGAAGUGUUGAGAGACUGCUGUCGGCUGUGCACACCUGAUUGAGGUUAUAACAGCUCCAAGUCAUCCGGUCCAUUUGGUGUGUCUGAAUCAUAUGCAGAGUUCGAUGUCAUCCUCUUUUGCGGAUUCGAACGAUGUUCUUUGCCUUUCCGCAGUCGUCCGCGUCUUCAUAGACUGUAGUUUGACACAGCACUUCAGUGCGAGUCGCGGGGAUGGCUGACGCGCUGACAGGGAGGCCCGACCACCAGGAAGACCUCUCCCCGUUGGUGGCCAGCUUCGUCUUCAGCUUCGACAGCAGCACGUGCCGGGCGGGCCGCCAGGACGCCGCUGGCCCGGGUGCCGCGGGGACGCCGACGGCGGCCGCGCCGCCCUUCCUGUCCGUCUUCGACCUGGACAACCAGCGCUCGGACGUGCUCCAGGACGAGGGCCACCCGGACACGCGCAGCAGCGCCUUCCUCGACGGGGACGUGGCCGGCCCCCAGGAGGAGGACGACAUGCUGCUCAAGCACUACCUGAUGUGCCUGGACCGCAACGCCAGCCCGGCGCCGGCCCUGGACUGGGCGCGCGGCUACGAUGCGCCCGCCCAGGACUACGCGCCGGCGCCGCCCGCGCUCCCGCCCUACCCGGACUACACCGUGGUCUCCACCACCACGCUGCCCGAGUGCACGGCGGCGGAGCGCUUCAGGCCCUGGCACCACCACCAGGAUGACCUCGUGGACGAGGACGGCGACGUCGUCUCGUCCAGUGUCGGUCUCGGACACCAGACGACGCCGUCCUUCGGUGGCAUGACAGACCACUGCGUGGGCUCCGCCUCCACCUGCGCCGACUCGGACCCGGCCGCCGCCUCCACGUCGGUGGCCUCGUCGUCGACGACGUCCUCCUCUUCAUCGUCGUCCUCGUCGUCCACGAGCAAGCGCGCCCGGACGGCCUACACGUCGGCGCAGCUCGUUGAGCUGGAGAAGGAGUUCCACUUCAACCGCUACCUGUGCCGGCCCCGUCGCAUCGAGAUGGCCGCGCUGCUCAGCCUCACCGAGCGCCAGAUCAAGAUCUGGUUCCAGAACCGGCGCAUGAAGUACAAGAAGGAGCAGCGUGGCCGCGGCCCUGGCGACGAGUCGACCAAGACGGCGCCCGGCAAGCCCGCCAGCCCCGCGGCCUCGGUCGUGUCGGCCCGGAGCGCGUCACCGGGGUCCCCGCUGCAGCCGCCGCCGCUGCGCCGCCACAGCAGCGCGCACGUAGGCAGCACGCUGCAGUACUUCGCGACGGAGCCGCAGCCGGCACAGCCGCAGCCGCCCUACCGGCACCACCACCUCGCGGACGCCUACCCCAUCUACGAGGCCGACGACGGCUGCGGCCGCUUUCCGGACGUGUACCGGAGCGUGUCGGCGGCGGACUCGUCCUACCUGGACGCCGUCGGCCUCCAGGAGCGCCGGGACUCGAGCAGCGACUGGGAGGCGGACUCGAGCGCCGCGCUGCAGCAGGUGGCGUGGGCGUCCUCGCCGGCCUACAGCGCUGGCGUCGCCGAGGACUGCUGAAUACCGCCGCCCGGGUACCGAACUCACUAACACACCUCCGAGUCCUCGUCGCGGCCCUCCCUUGGCCUCCAUUCCACAAAAUGUCGGAAACUCGAGCUGCAUCUCUUGUCCUCGGCUCAAAGGGAAAACCUCGCUGGACUUAAGAUCCGCAUAGUUUUUUGUACGCGGCCUCCGCCGCCCGCCCCGCCCCACCCCGCUCCGCUCUGCCGGGUGAAAGACCUGUCGGGCCGCACCGCCGCUGCCGGGGCUGUUAUCUUAUCAUCGAGGCGCGGCGGCCCGGAGCUGGCGGCGUUGGCCACCAUGGAAACAGCCUGCCUCCAGACACCGCCCCGCCCCGCCACGCCACACCCCGCCACACCCCGCCCCGCCACACCACGUCAUGCCACGCCUUCCGGGAACAUCUUCAGCCCUCGCUGUCUGCUAUCCACCCUUCACCCCCUCAUCGCCGCCUUUCGAUGCGUAUGGACGGCAGGAGAGAGGACGAAUCGUCUACCUCUGUGCCCCUAUCUGAGCCCCCCCCCCUCCUUCCCAACCCAACUCCCUCUUCCACCUUCACCCAUCAACCCCUGCUCCACCCUCGUCGAGACAUCUGACAAGUCUCUCAUGUAAGGUUGCUUUUUGUGUCGGACUCCUUGUUGUGUUGGUGAUACGCGCUUCGGGCGUAUCUUAGGUUAUUAUAUUUUUCUGAGUUAAGUGUAGUGAUGUGAUAAAAUUUUAUUUUAAUAGAAUCGUUUUUAUUGUACGAUAGCAGA